Messenger RNA from Fusarium sp. VM40, 906 nucleotides. The record is from the annotation of a GenBank genome assembly. NCBI's taxonomy places the organism in Eukaryota, Fungi, Ascomycota, Sordariomycetes, Hypocreales, Nectriaceae.
AUGCCGAAAACAUCGACCAAAAGCCCUCCCAGUCACUGGCGUCCAAGCCCUUAUGGGGCCUUCUUUCCGAGCUCUCGCUGGCAGAGUUCCUCUUCCUUGCCUACUACUCCAACGGGCUCAACUGGGAACGACGAAAAUCGCCCUCUUCUACCUGCCCAGCAGUCGCCCGCUCGACCCAAGGCCUUUCAGCUACCCCCUGUUGUCACGACUCCCUCCCUCGAAGCCCGUACCCAAUGCACCAAAGUCCCUGUCAUCGCCGGUGUCGAUACGAUCCCUCCGCCCCCAAACGGCCCCCAGGUCGUCAAACCCCCUCAAGUUCAAACUCCGAAUGGACUCCCUGAUCGACGAUUCUUCGCGCGCGAUUUUGCUCCCUACCUACCAAAGCCGAUGCCAACCUCCAAACCUGAGAUCAGACCUGAGCCCAAGCCCAAUAUCAAGCCGGAGAUCAAACCCGACAUGAAGCCCGACAUGAAGCCCGAGAUUAAACCCCGGGCAGACUUAACCAUGGUCGACAGCAUGGCUCUGCAAGCCGUCAUCCGUCAAGGCUACGGCACCCAGCAACCUCCCGGGCUAGCCAUCCACAGCAACAGCAGCGGCGGAGGCGUGCAGUUCAACGUCUUCACCAAAGUCCCCACCGUUUCGAAGACCAUUGCUUUUAACGUCAAGAACGAAGAAGCUCUGGUCCAAGCCUACCGACACGUCAAGUCCAUGAACCCAUCUGCCGAUGUUGGCGGCAUCAUGUUCUGUGUUGCCCCUAAAGGGGGCUCCUUCACCUCCACCCAGAAUAUUGACUGGAGUUCUUUAGCUGGCCGUCCCGAUCACAGCGGCCACAACCACAACUCCUCCCGCCCUCAUUCACAAUACUAUCGACCAAGCCCAUAUGACCGACCCUGGACUCCCAGGUAA